Contarinia nasturtii (swede midge) is the source of this 2026-nucleotide messenger RNA. Its product is annotated as polypeptide N-acetylgalactosaminyltransferase 5-like. Lineage: Eukaryota; Metazoa; Arthropoda; Insecta; Diptera; Cecidomyiidae. Gene Ontology annotation, cellular component: Golgi apparatus. The coding region runs from base 95 to 1912 and encodes 605 amino acids. The record is from RefSeq and is a predicted model, not a curated record. The transcript has 9 exons.
UAUCUCAUUAGAGCAAGUAGCUUAUAUGCAGACUACUUGAAUCAAUCAUUCAUUCAUUGUGUGUUUUUGGCUCCAAAGAUUAUUAUUUAAAAAAAUGAAUAUAGAAAUAGGUGAAUCAAAUAUAGAGAAUCAACAAAAUCAGUUUCCUGGACUUUUAACUUUAAGCAUUUUUAUUCUAAUUCGAAAGUUGUUGAAGAUAAAAACAAUCGUUUGGAUUCUCUUUGGAGUUGUGUGCGCAGUGUUGCUAUUAAAAUCUUUCCACCAUGACCAAUUAAUUCAACACAAAAUCGAAAAACAGCACGAAAGACGACCCAUUUACUAUGACGAUGGUUUGCGAACGGAAUGGAAUUUCAAAAUAUUGAAACAUUACGACCACUCGAAAUUGCAUAAAUGGAGCAAAGUACGUACUAAGCGAGAGCUUGGUUCGCAAGGGGAAAAUGGAUCCGCAUUCGUAUUGUCAGAUGCUCAGAAGCCAUUAAUGAAACAGCUUUGGGAUAAACAUAAUUAUAAUUUACUUGCAUCUCAAAUGAUUUCGGUGCGUCGAAGUUUACCAGAUCUUAGGUUUCCAGAAUGUCAUCCCUUGGUGUAUCCAGAAAAACUACCGACCACCAGCAUCAUUAUUAUUUUUCACAACGAAGAUAUUAGCACUUUACUACGAACUAUAUGGAGCAUUAUUGAUAGAUCUCCAAGGGAAUUACUAAAAGAGAUUAUUUUAGUUGAUGACUUCAGUUCCGACAAAAACUUAACGCAUAAAAUUCAUGGCAAUUUUACGCAUCUGUCGAUUAACAUUAAAAUUAUUCACAACGCGAGACGAGAAGGUUUAAUACGAUCGCGAUUGAUUGGUGCCAAAGAAGCCAAAGGAGAGGUGUUGACAUUUUUCGACUCGCAUAUUGAAUGUACUGAAGGGUGGUUACAACCAAUUCUCUCUCGUAUCGCAUCGGAUCGUUCAGUGGUCGCUGUUCCAGUUAUCGAUCGAAUAUCUGCAUAUGACAUGUCCUAUUCCCCAUACUCUGCUUCGCUUGGCAUAAAUGGUUUUCGAUGGCAUUUGAUAUUCACUAACAUGAGUGUUCCUCAAAGAGAACGAAUACGUACAAAUUUCGAUCGAACGGCCCCGCUACGAACGCCAACUCACAUCGGAUGCUCUUUUGCAGUGGAUCGUGAGUUUUUCUUUGAAAUUGGUUCAUAUGACAGUAUGAUGAAUAUUUGGGGAUCAGAGAACUUAGAAAUGGCAUUACGCGUGUGGCAAUGUGGUGGAUCACUGGAGAUAUUGCCGUGCUCUCGUGUUGGACACCUAUUUAGAAUUUCAAACUAUGGAUUUGAUGGCGAUGCGACAGUUAUAAAAGCACGAAAUAAUGUGCGUCUUGUUGAAGUCUGGAUGGACGAUUUCAAGCAACUUUUCUAUGCAGCUAAUCCAAAAUCGAAAGGAGUUCAGCCGGGAAACUUAACUGAUAGGAUCGCCCUAAAGAGCCGUUUUAAAUGUAAAAGUUUUCGAUGGUAUCUUGAGCAUGUGUAUCCAGAGAGCAAUUGGUUGAAGGACUAUGUAUUUUUUGGUGAAGUAGUGAGUGUUGCGGAUAAAACGUGUUUGGACCUAUAUAAGGCAAGAGAAAAAGAGCAAUUGGCUUUAUUUGGUUGUCAUCAUUCCGGGGCAAAUCAGUUUUUUGCAUUUGAGAAAAACGGACAAAUUAUAACGGCAGAAGAACUUUGCGUUGGUGUAUCUGAUGACAAAAUUUCGGUGAUUUUGGUUGAAUGUUCUCAACAUCCAACACAACUAUGGAGCUAUGAAAAAAAAAAUCAGUGGAUUAUUCAUAUAGAAACCGGACUUUGUCUAAAAAAUGAAAUGUCCAAAGCGGUAUUGGCAAAUUGUGAAAAAAGCGACAAAGAUAUAAAUUGGGAAUUGAAUUCAACCAACUGAAAAAAAAAGACACUGACGUAGAAAAAUUCCGUUUUUUAAUCGGUGUAGAAAAAAUGCCUAAAUGUUAUAUUGUAGUAUUCAAUAAAAGUGUUGCCAAAUACUGUAUUUAUUCAA